Molecule: messenger RNA, 850 nt
Organism: Daucus carota subsp. sativus
Lineage: Eukaryota; Viridiplantae; Streptophyta; Magnoliopsida; Apiales; Apiaceae
Product: citrate-binding protein
Exons: 2
Coding region: 52-699 (215 amino acids)
Source: RefSeq, a predicted model, not a curated record
UAGUUUCAGCAUCAUAUCUAAGGAUCUCCAACUACAAACUACAUAGUAGAGAUGAAAUCUGCUUCACUACUUGUUCCGAUUUGCUUGUGCCUCGCUUGGCUCUCCUUCCAGCAGACAAUGGCUGUUGAUCCGACUGUCGGCUUCACCUCUCUGCCUCUCGAUCAAUCCAACUUUGAUAUUCAAAGGCCUUACGAUGUCCCUGUGAAUAAACGAUACAGCUUCAUCAACGGAGUUCACAGGAUGUGGGUGUACAAAUCUGAUAAACCUCAUUCACCUGAUAGCCAUACUAAUCCACGUACUGAAAUCCGCAUUAAGGGUUAUGAUUUCUCAUCUGGUGUUUGGCAAUUCGAAGCUUACGGAUACGUUCCAAAAGUAACAUCAGGGGCAAGCAUUAUGCAAAUCUUUGGUGGGAGCCCUCACGCAACUACUCUAAUGCUUUGGACAUACAAAGGCACACUUGCAUAUUACAGCAACCCUGUCCUUGUCCGCCACAUUUACAGCAGAUGGUUCCGACUAAACGUGAUCUACGACGUCGAUGCAAACAAAGUGCAGGUUUACAUCGACGGGGACCUGAAACUUGAAACAACUGGCAGAGGAGGAAACUCUCAUUUCUUCAAAUGUGGAGUGUAUGCUCAAGACCACGAUUCUCAUUAUAUGGAGUCCCGUUGGAAGAACAUUAAAGUUCUCAGGAAAAACUAAACUGUAAAAGGGUCGUAAUGGGAGGAUCAGAGUGUCUGUUGAGUGAAAUGAUAGCGAGGUAGAGAUUAUUUUUAAUCAAUUUGGAGCUGAAUUAACAUAAUUGUAAUGGUUAUGAACACAUGUAUCCUUAAGAUGCCUUUUUGAUUUGUUA